Molecule: messenger RNA, 4392 nt
Organism: Rotaria sp. Silwood1
Lineage: Eukaryota; Metazoa; Rotifera; Eurotatoria; Philodinida; Philodinidae
Source: the annotation of a GenBank genome assembly
AUGUUACUCUAUGAAGACUAUUUUACGAGUGAUACUUCUCCUUCAUCAUCAUUAAUUCCUAGUUCAAUAUUAGAUGGAACUGUUUACGAUAUUAUCUUAUUAUCACCAUCACAUACACAAAAAGAUUACAAACAACAAUAUACAUCUAUUAUUAAUUGGCUUGAUAAUAGGCUUCCAGUUCAUACAUUACCUGUUCAUACAUGUACACAACAAAUAAAUACAACAAAUUCAUCAUCAUUUGAUAAUCAAAUAUUACGUGAAACACUUCUUGAACUUGAUCGUAUUGUUGAAAAAGAUAUUAAAGAAUUAGAAGCUGAAUGUCAUCGUCAUGCUACAAAUCGUACACAAACAACAAAUCGUUCGGGACAUACAACACAUCAACAACGUUCACGUUCAGUUGAUUCUCGUCGACAUCUUCGACCACCACCACGACCUCCAACAUCAUCUUCAACAGCUUUAGCACAAGGUAUUAAUACAACAACAUCAUCAUCACAUACAACAGAUGAACAUCGUCUUUAUGAACGUCGUAUGCAAAUGGAAAAAUCUAUAACAACACGUACACGUUCAGCACCAAGACUUAAUAUAAUAACAAAUGAUACAAUGAGUACAUUACGUAAAAUAAAUACAACCGGUGGUGGACCAAUAACAAUGUUAUAUAAAAUUCCACCACCACCAUUUUCACGGUCUAGUAGUUCAAGUUCACUUACAACGGAAACAACACUUCGUGUAUCAAGUCCAGAACCAGAUGAACAUGAACCACUUAAACCAUUGUAUAUAACUGAAAUAACUGUACCACCAAAACCAAUUGUACAUGUUCAUGAACCAAGAAAAACAACUGUUGUUACAAUAACAGAUAAAACAGAAAUUGAACGUCGUAAUCGUGAAAUUGAACGUCUUGAACAAGAACGUCGAACAUUAUUAUCUGAAAAAGAAAUUUUAUUAAAAGAAAUUGAUCGAUAUAAACAUCGACCAGUUAUAAAAAUUCCUGAACAAAAAUCUACAUUUGUUAAUAUAAUAACUGAUCAUGAACAUAUUGAACAAACACAUACUCAUCAUUUACCAUUAUUAAAACCACAAACACGUGAAGUUGCUAUGCAACAUAUUGUUGAAGAUGAAAAACCACCACCAUUACCACCUAAACAACGACAACAACGUGAUGUUGCUAUAAGUCAUAGAACAGAAUAUGAUGAUGAUGAUGAAAAACAAGCAGAAAUUGUUCGAAGAAAAUUAGAAGAAAUUAAAAAUUAUUAUACUGAACGUAUACAUUAUCUUGAAGAUCGUAUAUUUGAACAAGAAAAAGAUAUUGAUCGUUUAACAGAACCUAAAAGUCAACGACAUGUUAAUACACAAUGUCAACCAACAAUGCAAGAUCGUGCACUUGUUACUGAUACAUUUCGAUCAGUUCGUGAUGUGGCAUUAACAUGUCAUCUUCAACCAACAUUACCUGGUCCUGUUACACAUCGUGAUGUUAAUCUUCAAUGUAAUAAAUAUGAUUUAAUACAACAACGUGAUGUAUCAAUGGAAGUUUUACCAGAUAUACCAAUAAAACGUGAUGUAUCAAUUGGUGUAUCAAUUGAUAUUACAUCGGAUAAACAUUAUCGUGAUGUUGGUACUCAUGUUAAUUUUGAUUAUAAACCUGAAAUACGUCAACGUGAUGUUGCUGUUAUGAUUGUACCUGAACCUAUACAAAAAUUUGAUCGAUCAUCAAAUACAAAUAUUAUACAAACAAGAGAAUUUGGAGCUUUUGCUAAUACAAUUGAACCACCUAAACCUCCACCAAAACCAUCAAUGCGUCCAGCUGCUACAGAUACACGUAAUUUAAUCAUACAAAAAGAUACAGCAUGUGGAUCUGAUGAAACUAAACGAGCAUGUGAUACAUCAACAGAUACAUUAUCACUUAUAUCAUUACAUGAUCGUGCUAGUGGACUUGAUUUUCCACCUGAAUUACUUUCACGUCAUGUAUCAACAGAUACACGUACAUUAAUAUCUACACGUGAUAAUUUUUCAGCAACAAUACCUAUUACACCACCAAUUCAAAUUCAUGCACAAACACAAUCUAUACCAACUAUACAACAUCAUACAUCAUCAAAUACAAAUCCACCAGCUGAACAACGACAUACAGGUGUACAAGCUGUUCAAGAACAACCAUUAGUUAAACAUAGUACCACAUCAACUGAUAUAAAUAUAUUUCAUCAAAUAGGUCAUUUAAAACAUAAUAUAUCAAAUACAGAAUUCAAACGAUCAACAGAUCGUUCAACAACAACUGAACGUCAACAAUUAUGUGAUUAUGGUAUAAAUACUGAACCAAAAAUAAUGUAUUCAAAAGAUGUUGGUGAUUAUGAUGUACGUAUUAAUCCAAAUGAACAAUUAAGAGAAUAUAGUGCACAUGAAGAAUUUACAUGGAAUACAAUAUAUGGACGACGUCCACCAUUACAUAGUCAACGAACAACAUAUGAAUGUGGAUUUCAAACAGAUUUAUAUGAUACUAAACGUGAAGUUGGAUAUAUUGAAAAAUCAUUAAAACAACAUGAAGAUAUGAUUGAAGAACAACGACAAGAAAUAAUAACAUUUCGUGUACCUAAACCAUCAUAUGAAACAACAACUGAAGAAACAUAUGAAACAAUUGUAACAACAGAAAAAAAACCUCGAAUAGAAAAAUUUGAAGAAAUACGACAUGAUAAUAUUGAUACAACAAUAAUUAAAAGUGAAUUAAAUGAAUGGAGACGAUCAUUAGAUACUAGUAAUAUAAUGAAAACAUCAAUUGAUAAUAUAAAACAAGAACGAAUACGUUCUCGUUCACCAGAAGAACUUGUUGAAGAAUCUUAUGAAGUUGUAUCAACACUUACAAAACCUAUUGAAACUGAUUAUUUAAUUACAUCAACAAUACCAAAAUCAAAACAACAAUAUAUUGAUUUAACAACAGGAAAACUUCCAUCAAGUGAAGAUGAUAGUUCAUAUUGUGAAGAAUGGACUGUUACUGAAGCUAAACGUAAGAAAGAUGGACAAACAGUUAAAACUAUUAUUGAAAGAGGUGGUCAUCAUCGUUAUAAUAUCGAUGCUGAACAUAUAACUACUUCAUCAAAAGAUCUAGCAACAGAAACUUCAACUCAAUUACGACAUUAUUCAGAUGAAACAAGUAAUGUUAAUCUUGGUACACAAAUUCGUGAACAUGAAGAAGUAACUCAAUUAUCUCCAUCAACUGUACGUAAAACAACAAUGUAUGAAGCUCAUCGUACACUUGGUAGUGGACAACCUGCUCUUGGUGUUACAUCAACCGGUUUUCGUAUAUUUCCAACAGUUAGUAGUACUCAUACAAAACAAGAAGCAACUAAUGAACAAAAUGUUGAAGAAAAAUAUGAAGUUACUUUAUCAUCAUAUGAUGAAUCUGGUUUACGAAUGCUUUCAUCUGAGCCAAUGAGACUAACAUCUACAAUGGAAGAAGAAUUUAAACUUGAUGAAGAAAUGUAUAUUGCAUGUGCGAUUGUUAAUGAAUCACUUUAUGAUAAAAAUGCCGAUAAAAAGAAAGUGCAUAAUUGUCUUCAAUUGAUUCAACAAGAAUGGUUUCGUAUAUCGAGUCAAAAAGAAGUAAAUGGUCGUUUAGUCAAUGGUUAUUUGAACAGUAUAAAAGAACAUUUUUCAAAUUUUUUACUUGAACGUAUUGUUAAUUUACAAGAUGCUAAUGGAAACACUGCUCUUCAUUAUUGUGUUACUAAUGGUCAUUGGCAUGUAGUUAAUAUGUUAUUAGAUACAAAAGUAUGUGAUGUAUGUUUACAAAAUAAUGCUGGAUAUACAGCUGUAAUGAUGGCUGCAGUUAUUGAUAUAAAUAAUAAUGAACAAAAACAAAUUGUUCGUCGUCUAUUUCGUGAAUCAGGAAAUGUUAAUGUUAAAGAUACAGUUAGUAAUCAAACAGCAUUAAUGCUUGCUGUUAAACAUGGAAAAGUUGAUUUAGUUGAAUUAUUAUUAGAAAAUGGUGCUGCUGUUAAUUUACAAGAUAUUGAUGGUUCAACAGCAUUAAUGUGUGCUGUUGAACAUGGAAAUAUAAAUAUUGUUAAAUUACUUUUAACAAGACCUGAAUGUGAUGUUAAUAUAACAGAUAAUGAUGGUCAAACAGCUGUUACUAUUGCAACAAUUAAAGAUCGUAAAGAUAUUUUAGUUGCAUUAUAUGCUAAAAUGAAAGAACGAAAAGGACAUCAUUCGGCAUUAGGUAGCAAGCCUCGUACCACAAGUAGCUCGACAACGAGCAGAUUACCAAUACCUGACAGAUCUACCAUGAGCAGUUCGAAUUUGAAAACAACAACAGAAACAAUGAGCACUUCUUCAUCUAGACGAAGUGGUGGUUAUGACUCGAGUAGUAGUACGGGUCCAACUGUAUCAAAAUUUCGACGCUAUUAA